Messenger RNA from Meriones unguiculatus (Mongolian gerbil), 2833 nucleotides. It is a transcript of the gene Znrf1, whose product is annotated as zinc and ring finger 1. The transcript has 4 exons. Bases 1 to 681 code for a protein of 226 amino acids. Lineage: Eukaryota; Metazoa; Chordata; Mammalia; Rodentia; Muridae. The record is from RefSeq and is a predicted model, not a curated record.
AUGGGGGGCAAGCAGAGCACGGCGGCCCGCUCUCGGGGCCCCUUCCCGGGGGUCUCCACCGAUGACAGCGCCGUGCCGCCGCCGGGAGGGGCGCCCCACUUUGGGCACUACCGGACGGGCGGCGGGGCGAUGGGGCUGCGCAGCCGCUCGGUCAGCUCGGUGGCGGGCAUGGGCAUGGACCCCAGCACGGCCGGAGGGGUGCCCUUUGGCCUCUACACCCCCGCCUCCCGCGGGACCGGCGACUCAGAGAGGGCGCCGGGUGGCGGAGGGUCCACGUCGGACUCCACCUAUGCUCACGGCAAUGGUUACCAGGAGACCGGCGGUCACCAUAGAGACGGGAUGCUGUACCUGGGCUCCCGAGCCUCGCUGGCGGAUGCUCUACCUCUGCACAUCGCACCCAGGUGGUUCAGCUCGCAUAGUGGUUUCAAGUGCCCCAUUUGCUCCAAGUCUGUGGCGUCCGAUGAGAUGGAAAUGCACUUUAUAAUGUGUCUGAGCAAACCUCGCCUGUCCUACAAUGAUGAUGUGCUGACUAAAGAUGCGGGUGAGUGCGUGAUCUGCCUGGAGGAGCUGCUUCAGGGGGACACGAUAGCCAGGCUGCCAUGCCUGUGCAUCUAUCACAAAAGCUGCAUAGACUCAUGGUUUGAAGUGAACAGAUCUUGUCCAGAACACCCUGCUGACUGACCCUGCUGGGCUUGCUUGCUGACUCCUCUCAAAGGUGAGCCCAUACUAGGCAGGGGGCUCUGGGUUUAGGGUCAAGUUCUGGGAGCUGGGAGAGAGGAGCUGGGUUGCCUGAUACACACCCCACCAAGGAGAAAGCAGAAACGGAAAGACAGAAGCCAUCUCCUCAGUGAGCAGUUCCCAGGAAGUGCAGGGAUGUUCCUGGAGGUAGGGAGAGCAGAAGAGAGGGAUAGUAACAUACUCAUGAAGAACUCCAUGCAAAGGUAGAAUCACUCCUUGGCAAAAAGGUCCCUGCAGAGUGCAUGGGCUGAAGCAGAUGAGUCCCAGCCAGGCUCUGCAGCUGUCUCAUCCUCCCUCACCCCUGAGACUCCAUUUCUGGAAGGGAAGACUCACUAAAUAAAUGACCUGUGGAAUGGACACUGUCCACUGCAAAGUGCUUGUCUAAGAUCUUUUCACUGCUGGCCACCUCACCCCACUUCUAGGAGAAUCUGAGGGUUCCAGGCCAUACUCAGCCCAGCUGUCCACAGCACAAUGUCAUAAUAACAGCAGGCCAGCAUGACAACUCCCUCCCACACAUGCAUAUGUGUCUCUGGUGUAACUGUUGGAUCUGACAUCCAUUUCUUCCCAGGGUACCUUGUUUCACUGAUGACACCUCUCCUCAACCCCCAUUCUGUCACCCACCCUGCCUGUGCCUUCUGAGGGCUGUGGUGGCAUUGUCUUUUUUGUUCCCCCCUGGCAGACAGAACUUAAACCCCAGAAAGCCCAUUUUCUACUUCAUCUCACAUCCAAAGGUUUGGGGGGAUCUCUUUUCUUCUCUCUCCUUUGUUCUGUUUUCUUUUGUUAGGUUUAUUUUAUUUAUUCCAAGUAAAUGCCCAGAACAGCUGACGGUGUCAGGCAAAUCAGGGACAUUUGCUCUUUUUACCUUCACCUCAAAAUCUGAUGACAAGGGGAGAAGACAAAGCAAGGGUGAGAGUGAGGCAGAGGGAUUGGAUCCCAGCUCCAGAGUGCAGGUCCACAUUGCCGGCAUGAUGUUUGGCUUCCGGUGGGCCUGCCUGUCCUGAACCAGACGCCCCAGCAGACCAGCCUGCCCUCGGCGGGACACGCUGCUGCCACGGUGAAAUGCAGCCACAGCUCUCAGCCAGACGGAGCACGACUGACUUCUUCCGACCCACACAGGGACAGACACCCCUGUUCCUGGGAGGAGGCUCCUCGGACACUGGACAGAGCUGAGCUUGGGACACCAGAGGGAACGGGGCAUCCCUUCUGCACUGACUUCCAGAAAAUGGUCCUCCCUCCUCCCUGAGGACACGCAACUGGAUGAGAGCGAGUCUGAGAGAAGAAUGAAUUGACCUCUCUCCUUCCCUUCACCCUCAGCCCAGGAGGGAAAGGGCAUUUCUUUUUCACCUUUGAAAGGCGUUGUGGGUCUGUCGUUAAAGUGUUUACAACAACAAAAUUAUAUAAAAAAAAAAAGUCUAGUGUCGACUGGUGUUUUCCCUCGUGAUGUUUACAGAUUACUGUUUGCUGCCCAGCUAAAACCCACUCAGUGACAGAAGCAAGCAUAGCCAUGUCCUCACCGCUAGCGCUGACCGCGGGUGGACGGGCACACGGCUCUCUGCAUCACUAACCUUUCUACCGGGGGAUUUGUUUUUUGUUUUCUGUUUUUCUGUCCCACUUUUCUGGCUUGGUUUUGCACUUUUCUCCUCUUAAAACCCCGAUAUAUUGAUUUUCUUGCCAAAAAAGAGAAAGGAGGAUGAAGAAGAGCCUGUCAAGGACACUUCCCCCUUCCUUCCCUAUGUUUUCCCUGCCUUUCCCUGGAUCAGUCUAAUCAGAGAACUUAACAAUCAUAAAUACAUUGGAAAAAAUGCCUGGACAUUUUUCUUAGGCCCUUGUGAGAUUUUUUUCCAGAGAAAACUUAGAGUUACUAAAGGAACAUGUACUGCUGCCCCUGUUUUCAGGCACACUGAGAACAUUUUAGCCAUUGAUGUUCACAUGUGGCGUUAGCCCAUGCAGGAUAGGUUUCUGUAUUUAUAUUACUAAAAUACAAAACAAAAAAACAAAACCUUACAAAAUGUUUUUAAAAUGUUCAGAGGUUGGGAGAAAAGCUUCAUCAGUCAAGGUGUUUUGAUAUGGUAUUAAAAUAAUGUCUAAUGAAAGA